GGAAAAAAAGACUGCAUUUCCCAGCAACCCCUGCGCAGCUAUGUUGUGUUGGAUUCGUCCCUGUCUCUGACAGAGUAAAGGAUUUCGAAAGAUGAGCAGAGGCAAACCAGAUGAAGACGAUUACUGGAACAGUAAGAAAAUCGAAGCAUUUACAUUUGAUGAUGAAGAUGAUGAGUUUACGAAGCUAAAGGAGUCCAAGAAGGCUGUGAAUAGCAUCUGCCUGCUAGAUGAAGAAGAAGAUGAUGAUGUAGAAAAGGUCAGCUGGAGUGGAGAACCUAUUGGGAGCAUAUCAUGGUCCAUCAAAGAGACAGCAACCAGCACCCGCUCCACGGGGGAGGCGCGGGAGCAAGGAUUCCCAAAGAUCGACACAGCCCCUUCGCUUCCAAAACAGGGCUCUGGUUACUCCCUGAGCUCAUUAUUCAAAGCAAAGAGCCGGACAGCUGGGUUCUCAUCGUUCUCAGAAUCUGUCUCUGAGACAUCCACAAGGGUCUAUGCCCCAGAGCUACGAAAGCCCAAGGCAGAGUAUAAGGAUUAUGUUAGUGACUGGAACCCCGAGGAGACUGUGCGGAGGAUGCAGCGAGGGAAGGUGUGCUCGUUCGAGAGAUUCCGUUCCCUGCAGGACAAAAUGCUGCUGCUGGACGAGGCUGUGAGCGCCCAUGAUGGCAACGUCAUAACAGCUGUCUUGAUAUUCUUGAAACGUUCGCUAAGUAAAGAGAUUCUCUUCCGUGAGUUAACGGAGAGGGAGACAGCGUUGAGGCACUACGUGCAUUACCUGAAAGAGAUGGGCGAGCAACGACUGCUGCUUGAUCUACUCAAGUCCCUUGGCAGAACAGAGGACAUGGCUCUUAUGCACUACAAGGAACACCUUAGCAUUAAAGAUGAGAACCGGCGGAGAGAUUUCCUGAAAAACUGCCUUAAUCUUCCUUUCUCUCCUGAUGACUCCACUCAUGUACAAGACCACUACACUCUUCUGGAGAGGCAGAUCAUCAUAGAGGCAAAUGACAAAAAGGGAGAUUCUGAUAUAUUUAGGAAGUACCCCAGAAAAGCCUCCAUUUUGAAUAUGCCCAUGAUUACCACACUGUACUAUUCCUGUUUUUAUCACUACGGAGAAUCGGAGGGCACCUACAGCAGCCCAGCCAACAUUAGGAAGACAUUCAGGAUCUCUGACAAGCAGUAUAUCCUAACUGCACUUGGCGCCCGGGCAAAACUUAAGUCGUGGUUCGACGUUGACAGUUUGUUUAACUCCAAAAACUGGCUCGGCUACACCAAGAAAAGGUCUCCCAUCGGCUUUCACAGAGUGGUGGACAUCUUACACAAGAACAGUGCGCCAGUAACGGUCCUGCAGGAGUAUCUAUGUCUGGUGGACGACACCGAGCUGAAGAUCAGCCUCGCUCAGAAGUACAAGUGCCACGACGUCAUCAUCAACACGUAUAAGGAUCUGAAGGACCGGCAGCAGCUGAUUGCACACAAGGGGAAGGUGGAGAGAGGCUCUCCAGAAGACCGCGUCAUUGAGGAGCUCCUCAACAACUCGCAAAUUCGGUGGAAAAACUGAAUCCCUUGGGGGGAAGUCCUGAGACACUAGUCUACAGAGAGUUCAUUUAAAAAAAACACUGCAUCUAGAAUUCCCUCUUGCGGGGCAAACCAAGCCAGUGACCAAUUCCAGUGGGCACAUGCAAGUUGAGUUCAGCCUUUAUGUCCAUGCUGUGUAUGAGCCAAAUGGUUUUUUUUUUUUUUUUGUAUUUAUUUUCAUUUUGAAUAUUUUCUGUUGUUUAUUUGUUUGGCUGCUUCAAUCGUGUAAUCAGCAUGUCUUCUGGCCAAUCCGCAGUGUAAGCAGGAGGUGCUAACUGUUGUCAUUCCUCACAAUCAACCCCCCCUUUUAUGUCCACCUUGUGUUGUCUACAGUAUGUUGUCUUCCUGGUCUGUCUGCUUUUUUUACUGUAUAUAAAUAAAAACAAAGAAUGAUU
Messenger RNA from Sardina pilchardus (European sardine), 1964 nucleotides. RefSeq names its product VPS33B interacting protein, apical-basolateral polarity regulator, spe-39 homolog (gene vipas39). The transcript is spliced from 19 exons. Gene Ontology annotation, cellular component: cytoplasm. Gene Ontology annotation, biological process: intracellular protein transport; vacuolar transport. Lineage: Eukaryota; Metazoa; Chordata; Actinopteri; Clupeiformes; Clupeidae. The record is from RefSeq and is a predicted model, not a curated record. The coding region runs from base 92 to 1552 and encodes 486 amino acids.